AAUUUAAGAAAAACUGUUUAGAUUAGUUUCGGUACAUCCAUGAUCCUGAGCAAUGAUGAUCCAGGAAGGAUGGAACCUGAUGUAGAUCUCAAACUAGAUAAGGUUUUUCCGGAGGAGUAUCAGAGAAAACUUUUCUGGAGAGAACUAUACAGUUCUCCGGUGGCGGAAACCUACUCGGAGUUAAGCAGGUUCAGAGUUUCUGAGACCUUGAAUAAUCCAGAGAGAGGGAUCCAUGCUGAUUUUAUAGAGGCCCAAGAGGACCCAGAGCUUGCUCUUUGCUACGGAAUAUUCGGAAAUGAAAACUUCGGUCAGGAUGAAAGUAAAAAGGAUUCUAAACCUUUCUUUGAAUGUGAUAUAUGCUCUAAAAAGUUUUCUAAACAAUAUAAUUUAAAAGAGCAUAAGAGGAUCCACACCGGAAACAAACUGCUGUGUGACGUGGUAGGAUGCAACACAACCUUCAACGAUAAAUCUUCGUUGAACAAACACAUAAAAACUGUUCACAAGGCUCACAAACCAUAUUCUUGUGAAAAUUGUGACAAAGCUUUCUCCCGCUCCAGCCAUCUUCAAGAUCACAGGGCGGUUCAUACCAAAGAAAGGAAGUUUCAAUGUUCUUUUUGUCAAAAACGUUUUUCAUUUUUGUCAACAAUGAAAUCCCACGAACUGAUACACACCGAAAGACAAGAGUUUAAAUGUGAUCAUUGUCUGAAAUCGUUUAAGAGGAAGAAAACAUUAAAAGUACAUUUGCUUAAUGUUCAUAAAAUCCGGGAAUUUAUUCCGGGAUAAAAUUUGCGUCAACACACAGAUAUUAACGCACUUAAUAGAAAACAAAACCAUGUGGGAAGGGUGCGUCUUGGAAUAGUUUGGUGUCUUUCUCACCAUCUGUGAUGAUGUACUAGUCGUUUGUUUUUUCUCCUCUUUUGCAAAAAAUAUUUUAAUUCUUGUAUCUUUCAGAAA
Molecule: messenger RNA, 954 nt
Organism: Eurytemora carolleeae
Lineage: Eukaryota; Metazoa; Arthropoda; Copepoda; Calanoida; Temoridae
Product: zinc finger protein 525-like
Exons: 2
Coding region: 40-783 (247 amino acids)
Biological process (GO): regulation of transcription by RNA polymerase II
Molecular function (GO): DNA-binding transcription factor activity; RNA polymerase II cis-regulatory region sequence-specific DNA binding
Source: RefSeq, a predicted model, not a curated record